AUGAUGUUCCCAGUGCUCGUGGCGGCUUUUGCUGUAUCACAAGCUCUCGCCAGCCCGCUGGCUGAGCGCCCAUGUGGGAACUCAACUUCGAAGCAAAGCCAUCGGAAUCUUUUAUACGUCACCAAUUAUGGCAUCUAUGGAGCGGGCUACAACCCCGAUAGUCUUCCCGUACGUGACAUCACGCAUGUCUUGUACGCUUUCGCGGACAUUGAACCAAACGGAACAGUAAUCUCUUCGGAUCCAUGGGCGGACACCGGAAAGCCCUUUGGCAACGAAAGCACCACAGAGCCCGGCAACAACGCCUACGGCCUAGUCAAACAGCUCUACCUCAAGAAAAUGACCAACAGAAACCUGAAAGUCGUCCUCUCCAUCGGCGGCUACAACUGGUCCCCCAAAUUCGAACCCGUCGCCGCAGACGAAACCCGCCGCGCCACCUUUGUCUCCUCCGCCAUCAAGCUUAUGUCCGACUUUGGCAUGGACGGCCUCGACCUCGACUACGAAUUCCCAAACACCACAGACAAGAACGAAAACUGCAUCAAGCUCCUCUCCGAGCUCCGUGCCGGCUUGGACAGCUACUCGGCAAAGUACGCCGACGGCUACCACUUCACCCUCGGUUUCCCCGCGCCCGCGGGCCCCCAGAACUACAAGGCCUUUGACUUUAAAGCCAUGGACAAGUCGCUCGAUUUCUGGUCGCUCAUGGCCUUUGACUUUGCGGGCGGCUGGGAGAACACCACGGGCCACCAGUCCAACGUCUUCCCCAGCACGCGGAAUCCGCAAAGCACAAAGGCGAGCGUCGAGCGGGCUUUUGCGGACUACGUUGACGGGGGAGGGAUCUCGCCGGCAAAGAUCAACCUCGGCGUGCCUCUCUAUGGUCGCGCGUUUAGCAACACAAAGGGCCUCGGGAAGACGUACGGCGGGUUGCCAAACGGCACGCUCGGCCAGGCUGGGAUCUAUCUCUACAAAGACCUCCCUCGGCCCGGCGCGACGGUGCACUGGGAUGGCACAGCCAAGGCCACGUAUUCGUACGACAACGCGACCCGGGAAUUGGUAACAUUUGAUGAUUUGAAGAGCGUAAAGUAUAAGCAGGCCUACAUCAAGAAGAAGAAUUUGGGCGGUGCCAUGUUUUGGGACGCGGCGGGGGACAAGGCGGGGAACGAGAGCCUCGUUCACCGUAUGGCCAAAGGGAUGGGCAAACUUGAAAAAUCGCAGAACUUGCUCUCGUACCCGACUUCUCAGUACGACAAUAUCCGCAACGGGAUGAAGAGCAACUCUACCAGGGCACUGUGA
Molecule: messenger RNA, 1287 nt
Organism: Colletotrichum orchidophilum
Lineage: Eukaryota; Fungi; Ascomycota; Sordariomycetes; Glomerellales; Glomerellaceae
Product: chitinase 1
Exons: 2
Coding region: 1-1287 (428 amino acids)
Biological process (GO): chitin catabolic process; carbohydrate metabolic process
Cellular component (GO): extracellular region
Molecular function (GO): chitinase activity; chitin binding
Source: RefSeq, a predicted model, not a curated record